Molecule: messenger RNA, 618 nt
Organism: Symbiodinium natans
Lineage: Eukaryota; Dinophyceae; Suessiales; Symbiodiniaceae
Source: the annotation of a GenBank genome assembly
AUGGCAGAGAUGAUUGAUAGGGCAGCUUCCGCGUCCCCGGACCGAAAGUCGGAAAUGGCGACGUCCGGGCUUACGAUGGGGCCAAAGGGGACAAAGAUCAUCACCGCGCCUGAGCCAAGCCAUGCAGAUAUGUUUUAUGCCACCACCAACGGCCAGUACUGCGGGAAUUGGCACAAUGGACUGCCAGGGCACCAGUUGGGCGAUGUGCCUGCCAUCAGCGAAAUUCUGGGCGCUCGGCCCACAAUGAAGAAGCCGGUGCGGCCAAUCCAGACAACGGCCAAGUGCGUGCUGGCGAACCAGAUUGCAGAGGAGAAGAGGUCCAUGGAAGCAGACAAGGUUCUCUCAGCAGACGUCAUACCAAAGAAGUUUCCUGUGCAGGCGCAGAACUACUGCUACCCGCAGAGUGCAAAGCGAGGUGCAAACAACCCUCUCUACGCCACGAGUGCGCAAGCAUACGGCAGUGAGAUGCCAAUGGACCAUCAGGUCCCUGACCGCUACUUUCCCAGCACCAAUCAGUUCACCAAGGGAUUUGUGGACACGAAGCCUCGGUUCACAGGGCUCAGUACAGCUCCGACGCCCUCCAAAGUCUUUGCCUCAGGCUGCGCGCAGAAGCCUUGA